UUUCAGGCAAUCUGUGUUAAUCAUCAGAGUCGUUUUCCUGAAAGUUCAAAAGAGUGUGUCUUAAAAUUCAGACAGUGUGUCUGCAAAAAAGCUGCAGACAUUUUGUCUGAGGUUUCAGUUUUUUUACAAUGUUAUUAUAUAUAUGUAUACUCCGUCCAAAGAGAGAAUGACCUCGAUCCGGACGAAAACUCGUCCGUUUUGCGCAGGUCUCCACCCACAGAAGCCGUAUCUACGUAUACGGUAUUGAAUAUCUCGCCAUGUUCUGUCCACUUUGCUCGUUUAUGCGCGGACCGAGGUCAUUCUCUCUUUGGACGUAGUAUAUACACACAGGAUUAUUUCGUACAAUUCUGAUUUCUAAUUUCUUCCCAGCAAAACGAUGGGUGUAUCGAGGCCGUGUCAUUGGCUUCUCGCUGCGGUCGUCCUGAGUCUCUUCUCGAGCUUGAUGGUGAGCGAGACGCGGCAGCUCGCGAACUUGGAUUCCCCGGCCAUCGGCGUGCUAAGAGACGAGACGAAUCGCACUAGGGGGUUGGCGGCGAUUCGCCGGCGAAGAUAUGUGCGAUUUCCUACGGGAUCCGCUGCUUACCUCGCCGACGUGGGUGGCGGUCCACCUGCGUCGCAAGGCAGGAAUCUCGGGCCGAUCGCGCGUUUCGUCCCCCAGUUACCCGGUACGUGGAGGCAGCACAAGUCCCUCUGGAGGAGCCCCGUAAUCGCCGAUUACAACAGGCCGGUGAUGUCCCAUCGGACACCGCGAUUGAUAUUCCGCGACAACGACUUCCUGCCGCCGAUCGGAGGCGGCGGAGCCUCUUUCUUCCAGCAGUCUAAUCAGUUGCCGGAAUUCGAGGAUGACGUCAGAGAUCACCGAAAGCAGACAGCGGAGGAUUAUCCCAGAUUGGAAACAGAGACGCGCCAACAAAAAAGACCGCUGUGGAAAGGCGACGAUACAUUGUGCGCGGACGGACGGAGCUGCGAAUUUUUUCUAAUGUGCUGGAUGACUGCUGGCCUAUUGGACGGCAGCUGCGGCGGCAUUAUGUUCGCGUGUUGUCAGCGGAAAGACCCUAAAGCUCUCACUGAUUAUAACCUGAUCGAUUCACCUAGAGAUCAAUCUCGGCCGCUUCCGCUGGAUUUGUACACGGAGACCGACAGCGACGAUCGUUGCGGCAUACCGGUAGUUUCGAAGCAGAUCGCGCAGAGGAGGAUCGUCGGUGGUGACGACGCCGGUUUCGGCAGUUUUCCGUGGCAGGCUUACAUACGGAUCGGAUCCAGCAGAUGCGGCGGCACUCUGGUCAAUCGGUUUCACGUUGUCACGGCCGGGCACUGCGUUGCAAAAGCAUCGGCUAGGCAAGUUCAAGUAACUCUCGGCGAUUACGUGGUCAAUUCUGCAAGUGAGUCCCUUCCAGCUUAUACUUUUGGGGUUCGAGAGAUUAGAGUGCAUCCUUACUUCAAGUUUACGCCGCAGGCGGACAGAUUCGAUGUGGCGGUGCUUCGAUUGGACCGACCGGUUCAUUAUAUGCCUCAUAUAGCGCCUAUAUGUUUACCAGAGAAAAAUGAAGAUUUCUUGGGACAAUAUGGCUGGGCUGCUGGAUGGGGCGCGUUGCAAGCAGGUUCCAGACUGCGACCCAAGACGCUGCAGGCAGUAGACGUGCCCGUGAUCGAUAAUCGCCUCUGCGAGCGAUGGCAUCGAUCCAAUGGCAUCAACGUCGUCAUUUAUGACGAGAUGAUGUGCGCCGGUUAUCGCGGCGGCGGCAAGGACUCGUGUCAGGGCGACAGCGGCGGCCCAUUGAUGUUGGAGAAAACCGGUCGGUGGUAUCUCAUCGGAAUCGUCUCCGCCGGUUACUCCUGCGCGCAGCCGGGUCAACCGGGGAUCUAUCAUCGCGUGGCCAAGACCGUCGACUGGAUCACGUACGUCAUAAACUCGUAGCGCGUCCCGCUGAUCCCGGAAGAAUUAUCCUCAGGAGAGUCCUGAGAAUACCUUAGCUGGAACCGCGGACUUUGCAUGACACAAGGUUCGAGUGUUCUUCUCUGCCGAGAGGAGGAUCGAUCGCGCUUGAAAAACCGCGAUGCGACGCAAAGACGGAGGCGUUUAACGAGAUGAUAAUUUAAACGACUUGUUUUGAAAAGAAGUAUAUGCCUAAUGGAAUUAUAGCCAUUUUAUUUUACAAGGAUGUAAAAGUUAUUUAAAUAAAAUCUAACGUCGCAGAGUUUAAGAAGGGAGUCGCGGACGCGAAUUUCUAAUAUAGUUCCAAAAAAACGCGAAUAGAGUCGACAUUUUUUGUCAAACGUAAUACGCGAUUUUAUAUAUAAGUAUCUCUAUUGACACAAGCGGGUGGCGCAAGUGUGUUGUAAUUUUAUCGAUGUGAAUGCAUUGUAAAUUAAGCGUGUGUAUGAUAUACGUAUGAAUUUGCGCUUAAUAAAUACUCUGUUUUCGACUUUCAUUAUUGAUCGAUUGAUUAUUUUUCUCUUCCAAUCCAUACCAUAGCAUUAUAAUUGCAUUUCAUCUCUUCAAUCAAUUUUAAUAUACUUUAACGCACUUAUCGCGUAUAUUAAUUACAUAAUAUUUCAACGUGAUAACGUUGUAAAUUUAUUACUUUGAUUAUAUUAAUAACCAAAGUAUUAUAAUAGAUUUGAUUGACGAUGUUACCGUUACAAUUAAAAUUUUAAUAUUAUCGAUUUAUAUUAUGUAACGAGAAAAGAGUAACAAUUAGAAAGAGAAAGAGAGAGCGAAAUAAGAGUAAACAGUAUUUACAUUAAAAACAUAUUUCAUUUGACAACCGCUACUUUUUCAACACAAACUAACAGCGUUGCGAAUAAAUCAACGCGAUUAAGUAUCUAUGUUUCCGUUGCACACGCAUUUUUCAUAAGUACACAUUUACUUUGACAUAGUUAUUUAACAAUACGUAUCGGCUCCGAUAAUCUAUCUAGCUUAUCGUUAUCGCUUUGGCCUAUUUUAACAUCGCAAAGUAUUCAAGAGAUAAUUCUAUCAUUAAAUCUAAUACGUAAUACGCAUUCUCUGGCAGCCUCUGAUCCCUUUGCAUCAUUUACAUAUCGCUUCUAAUUAAAUUAAAUAAUAAAAUUUAAAUAAUAAAUAAUUUAAAUAAUAAAAUUUCUCAUUGUGAAAUGAUUUUUGAAAUGAAUGUUUAAAUAGAGCAACAAUGAAUCAAUUUCUAUCGUAAUUCGCGAUCAUCAUUCGCGAUCAUAAUUGCCUGCCAAAUCUCAUCGUUCCGUAAAAUGCAAAAGAUGUGUGUACACGCGCUAAAUAAAUAAUUAUUAACCACGCUGCUUUAUAAAUACGAAUAAAUACGAAUAAAAAUUUCAGGGAUACGAAAUGCAUUGAGAAACAUGUGAAGAUGCUUGGGGAGAAAGCGACUCCAGGUAGUUAAUGCUAAUUUUCGUCCUAGCUAAACACAAUAUAAAGGAUUAAGUCGCGAGUUUGCUUAAGUAUUCGUUCGACUUGCGAGUGAAAGUAAAAGACAUCAUCACUCCGAGAGUUGCAUUCGAAAUUCUCGCUCUGUUUUAAAACUCUAUGGUAAACAUUGUUGUAAUCGUGUCCUUGAAAUAUAAAUAGCUGCGCUCCGUUACGAGGAAUCUCCCUUGUGCGGAACCAAUAUAUAAUUUCUCUCGCUACAAAAUUUUCUUCUAAUUGUAUGAUAAAUAAUAAUAAUACUUUCUCGAGAGUUUGCAUCGCUCUCUCUCGAAUACUAAUGAAGGGGAGGACGAGGACAAAGGAGAGCUGGGUCAAAAGGGACCCUGAUUCGAGUCGAUAAAUAUAAAUAAGCCGAAGUUAGAAUAUUUUGGAAGUUAUAAAAUGCUUAUAUAUAUAUAUAAAUAUAUAAAUUACAUAUUAAAUAUAUUAAUUAUUUCUAAAAAAAGACAGUGUUCUAUAGAGGAAAGAGAAUAAAGAGAUGAAUCCAAAUUAAUUAUCUAGAGAUCGUCAGUAAUGAGCAAAGAGCUUUAAUGCUAUUCUAACGUUCGGCUUAUUCGUAUCACUCAUGUAGCUUAAGUAAACGUCGUUAGUUAUCCCAAAUCGUGGAUACACCGCGACAGACUAAAUGCAUCAAUUCAAGAUUCGCCUGAUCAACGACGGAGAUCGAGCCAAACGCCGUUCGUUCCUCACGAAUAGAACAUGUUCUGGAUAUCACGAGCACCGGAUAGAAAGAGAUCGUAACGGGGAUGUAGAUUGCAAUACUAUCCGGUAUCCAAAGCUCAGAAAAGUUGCUGCUGGAUCAGACUUUUCAAAUUAUGAUUUUUUUCAACCAUAAUUAUCAAGCUGCGACACCCUAAAUACGCCAAUCGGCGAUGGAGAUUGCGCUAUAUACCGCGAGAA
Molecule: messenger RNA, 4321 nt
Organism: Formica exsecta
Lineage: Eukaryota; Metazoa; Arthropoda; Insecta; Hymenoptera; Formicidae
Product: proclotting enzyme-like
Exons: 9
Coding region: 377-1918 (513 amino acids)
Biological process (GO): proteolysis
Molecular function (GO): serine-type endopeptidase activity
Source: RefSeq, a predicted model, not a curated record